Molecule: messenger RNA, 3266 nt
Organism: Schistocerca americana (American grasshopper)
Lineage: Eukaryota; Metazoa; Arthropoda; Insecta; Orthoptera; Acrididae
Gene: cutlet
Product: chromosome transmission fidelity protein 18 homolog
Exons: 20
Coding region: 306-3146 (946 amino acids)
Molecular function (GO): ATP binding; ATP hydrolysis activity
Source: RefSeq, a predicted model, not a curated record
CGCGAAAAUAGAGUGUGUGUAUACUGUGUUAUGAUUCGAUGACCGGAAAAGAAAUAAAUAUGUUUACAGUUCUGCAUGAAGAGAAAAACAGCUGAUAGUAGUGAAGAACAAAAGUGUUUUAUCUGAAGCAAAGACCUUCUGAUGUGUGUUUAAUUCUUGUGUUACUGAAAUAUCCCGAAAUCGCGUGUUUUACUUAUGGUGGUAGUGUCAGCUGUUUAGGUGUCAUUUAAAGUCCGACGUUUGUUAGUACCACAAGACACUACAAAAGAGAACAUUGCUGUGCCUGUUGCCCGCCACCCACAAAAAUGGAGUAUCCAUAUGAUGAAGACGAGGAAUAUAAUAUGGCUUAUGCCGAUGAAAUGGAACUUAUGAUGGAGUUGGAAGAAGAGUGUGCGGCAUCUGACCUAGGGCAAAGACCAAAAUCCAAACGUAGCCUUGAUUUCUCCAGUCCACCACUGAAACCUGUUCAGAAAAAUGUUUCAACAGAAGUGCCAAUUCUUUCGACAGCCCCGACAAAUGGCGACAUGCAGGAAAGUCGGACUCUGCCAAUGGAAGUUGAGGCUCAGCAUUUUGAGGGACCUGACCGGAAAAGGAAAGUGGAAGAGCUCUUUGGUGAUAUUGAUGACAUUGAGGAUGAUGAUUUGUGCAGCACUUUGAAUCUUAAGAAAACUAAGCAGACUGAAUUAAGUAAUUCUGAGGAAAUGAUUAUAGAAAAGAUAACAGCUGGUAGACAAAAAGCCCAAAAUGAACGUAAGACUUGCAAAAUUUUGGGUAGCACUCAGAAAAGUUUAUGUUCAGAUGAAGUGAAACAGCCUUCAAUAUCAAGAAGUGUUCCAAGAUGGGCAUUUAUAACUGUAACUACAAGUGAUUCAGAUCGUUUCUAUAUUCGACUGAAGUCUGAAGAUGCUUAUAGUAAGGAGAUAGAGAGCAUUGGUUGCAAAGGGCGAACUAUAGGACUUCUCUCUGUGUCAUUUGAGACAGUUAGGGAGCAGGCACGUCUUUAUAUUCAGAAAAAAUUAGACCAAGAAGAAGCAAAUGAAUUUGAAAGGAAGAUCCGUGCUCUAGAAGAUUCAGGAAUGGAUUCUGGUGUGGAACUAACCAGUGAAGAUGAGAAAGAAGACUCUGCAGACCUGUGGGUUGAGAGGUAUAAACCCAAAACCUACAUUGAGCUACUGAGUGAUGAGAGCACCAACAGAACACUUCUUCAUUGGUUGAAGUUAUGGGAUAAAGUUGUAUUUAAUCGUGAAACAAAAACAAAACGAAAACAUAAAGAGGAAAAUAAAACUAAGAAGCCUGUUUCUGAAAACAGGUUCCAGAAGAAAAUAGUUCAAGAAAAAAGUUUCGAUGAUCUGGAUGAAAAUGGCUGCCCACAGUAUAAAAUGGCAUUAUUGUGUGGCCCACCAGGUCUGGGAAAAACUACACUUGCUCAUAUGGUGGCACGACAUGCAGGUUACAAGGUGGUUGAGAUGAAUGCGAGUGACGAUCGAAGUCCAGAUAUAUUCCGAAAUCAGUUGGAAGCUGCCACACAAAUGCGGGCUGUCAUGGGUGAAGAACCACGUCCAAACUGCCUUGUGCUGGAUGAAAUAGAUGGAGCGCCAGCCGCAUCAAUUGAAGUUUUGGUGAAAUUCGCCACGGGAAAGGAUGUUGGAAAGAAACGUGCAAAGAAGAAAGCUACACCAACAUUUCUGAAACGCCCAAUUAUCUGCAUAUGCAAUGAUGUUUAUGUACCAGCAUUACGUCCACUCCGGCAAUUAGCAUUUGUUAUACACUUCCCUCCAACUGCCUCUGCACGACUAGCUCAAAGAUUGCUAGAAAUCUGCCGGAAGCAACGAAUCAAAACAAAUAUGGGAGCGUUAACUGCUCUUGCUGAGAAAACUAGGAAUGAUGUAAGGGCUUGUCUGUCUUUCCUGCACUUUUUUAAGAUGGAAAAGAAAGAAAUCAGACUUUCAGAUGUGCAGAAAUCUAAUGUUGGCCUCAAGGAUAUGCAGAAAGGUUUGUUUACCGUGUGGCAAGAAAUAUUUCAGAUCCAGCGACCAAAAAGAAAGUUUGUUGAGACUAAUAAAGAUGAUUACAAACUGGAACCAAUGCCUGAACUUACUUCACCAGAAAUGAAAUUUGGAGAAACCUCAAAAGCAUCAAGGAUGAGGAGUAUUUUGCAGACUGUGCAGAGCCAUGGUGAUUAUGAGAGACUUGCACAAGGUGUAUUUGAAAAUUACCUUAAUAUGAAUUUAAAAGAAGGAUAUGCUCAAUUGAAACAGAUUACUGAUAGCUUGGAGUGGUUCUGCUCAUUAGAUGUUUUCAGUCACCACAUCCAUGCCACACAGAAUUAUGUUUUGAUGAGCUAUCUUCCAUAUGCAUUUGCAUUUUGGCAUUUCACAUUUGCAUUGUCUUCAUGGCCAAAGAUUACGUAUCCCAAUGCAGGGUAUGAGGCGUCCGUGAAGGAGGCGAGGACGCGUCAGCUGGUGUCCGAGAUGAUGCGCGGCAUGGACGUGAAGGUGCGCGCCCACUACAAGGCGGACACGCUGCUCUUGGACACGCUGCCGCACCUGCUACGCAUCAUCGUGCCUAGGCUCAGGCCGGUCAACAUCCAGCUGUACAGUAAAACGGAAAAGCAAGAGUUGGACAACGUUAUUGGAAUCAUGAUCGAUUAUAAUCUCAACUACGUACAAGAGAGAACUCCUGUCGGCGCUUAUGAAUACAACUUGGAUCCCAACAUGGCGGAGGUGGCGCAUUUCCCGGACACGAAGCCGAGCCGCACGCUGAGCUACAACGCCAAGCAGCUGAUCGCCCGCGAGCUGGAGAUGGAGAAGCUGCGUCGCGCCGAAGCGAGCUUGCUGGCUGCCCAGCCCACGGACAAGGACAAAACUAAGGACAAGGACAAAGCCAAGGAUAAGGACAAAGCCGUGGACAAGACGAAGGAGGCCCCAGCUGUGCCCAACCACUUGCAGAGCCUCAAGCCCAAGGCCAUCUCCGAAGUCAGCAGGGUUGUGAAGGAUUUCUUUGGACGAGAGGUGGAGCAAGUGGCGUCUUCCGGAGGAACAGGUCGCCGUAUCGAUGAGAUUGUGAAGAGUGACAUAUGGUUCCAUUUCAAGGAGGGCUUCAGUAAUGCUGUCAGAAAGCCCAUCAAGAUGAAGGACCUUGCGUAGACAGCAAAGAGACUUCCUAGUGGGUCUGACGCACGGGCAGAGUAUUGUCUAUAACGAGAUCCUUCGUGUACAGAAUACAGUUUUUAAUUACGUGCUGUUAAUAAACGUGUGUCAAUUGAU